CAUACUCCACUCCUGUCAAUUUCAUAUCAUCCAUCGGCGUGGCGAAUCUUACUGACAUUUUACCAACACCAACCAGUCUGAACCCCUUUCCUACGUACGUACGUAGCACAUAGUAAAUGCAAAGGGACACAUAUCCGUCCAUACCCACGAAGCAAUAUAGAGCGAGCAGAGAGUUAAAGGAAGACGACUUACUCAAAGAAGCUUUCUUUGCUUUGUUUGGAUUUUGGAGAGGAUUGGCUUUGGGUGGAUAUUUAGACGUAUUUAGACGUCAAACAUCAAAUCGCUGGUGGUCAGAGGACAGGCAGGCAGGGCAGGACACGGACACCAACCACCAUCCCCACAAUCUCGCUCUCUCCCUUCUUCUCUGAGGUGACCAUAUCAUAUGAUACGACGACACGCAAGAAGGUUUGUAUAUCACCUGCUGCUGCCUACCUAUCGCCCAAUAUUGGUUGGUCACAUUGGGUGAAUCUUCUUCUUCUCCCCGUAUUGGGAAGAAAGUCACUCAAGAAAAGUUAAGAACCCUUCAAAAAGAUCACAUCUUACUCAGACCCACUUCAGUUCGAGUUUGCACUUACGACGACUCCUGCUCCUCAGAGCGAGAGGAAAGGUGACAAGUUGAGACGACUCUCAAUUUACAUAAGUACACAGACACAAAUUCUCAGUUUUUUACCUGAUCUCAUUUUUUUCAACAAGAUACAAAAAAAGAAUUGCAAGUGCAAAAAGAAAAACAAAGAAAAAUUAGCAAAGUGACAAAUGUUGAACAGAUUCAUUAAGAAGAAUUUCCCUUUGUGCGAGUGAGUAAGUGAUAUACGCUUUGAAUGCGAGUGAAGAUAGAUUGACAUGACACCUCACUUUAUCACUAUUAUUCCAUCCACUACCACCACCACGAUCAUCGACAUAGGAAACUGCAGCCACCGUAAAAGACCAUGUGCAUGAAAAAGUAAGCGAUUUAUAAAAUAAAUUAACUCACCAGCAACAUCCAUAACCCAACCGCGUGUAUCGUAUCCAAAUAAGAACUCCAUUGUUGGGAAAAAAGGGCCAACAACAAAUCCAACCCAACUGUCAAUCAUCCCGCAUUGUUGGGAGGACGACCGGCUUUUCUCCUUUUAAAACCCACUCGUUGCACACACACAUGAGCAUUUUUUAUCAAACUUGAAUACGGUCAACGGAAGAAGAAGUCGUCGUAGGUUAUCACCCUGCCCCAAGUCCUCCUCCUCCUCCGUGACAAGUACUGUAUUAUGCACAUAGACUAUUUAAAAAGGGUGGAAAAGAUGCUGGCUCUCCCUGUAGAACGGUUAGUUGGCAAUUCUUCUUCUUCUUGUAACAACAGUCUCUCUACGACGACGGCGUCCUCCUCGAGACGAAUGUCACUUUCCCCCGACUCGUCCAACUCGCAAGGCUCAAUCUCCAGCACUGUGAGUGAGACGGGUGGUGAAAGUGGAAAAUGCUACUGUCCCAAAAUAAUCUCACCACCUCCCGCAGAAUCCUCACGUCACAUGAAUAAAAAUAAAAAUAAUAAUAAUGAAGACGAUCAAGUCCGCAUAAAGGUCGAGUCCCCUGAAGACGACUUGGGUCGACCCUGUCACAAUAAUAGGUUUCCAAUUAACAAUAGGAAAUCCGGGGAGGAUAAGGAUGUAAAUCACUCGCAUAAUCAUAGCCGUACUGCAUUCAUGCCAAUAAGGCCAUCUGCUCAGAACAGUGAUAAUAAUGGUCAUCAGAGUCACAAAAGGAGUAAGGACCACCGGCACGAUGAAUUAACCGAUGAUGACGACGAUAAUGACAAUAGCGAUGAUGAUGAAGGGGGGGACAUUGAUGUUGAUGGGGAUGACGACAACAAAUCGAAUCAUAAUAAAAUCAGCCCUGCCACCACCACCACCACGACCACGAAUACGGCAACGAUGUGUGGUGGCUCAUCGUUCUCAUCAUCAGGAACCAAUUCCUCACCCUGUUUCAACUUCAGACCCUUCGCAGUCUCAAACUUUGGGCUUAAUCUGUCCAGCAAUGUGAAGAAUGGAAAAAGUGAGACGGCAGCAGCAUCGCUUAAAUUCUCGAUUGAAGACAUACUUCGACCCGACUUUGGUCUCACCAAGUUUCAACUCUUGGCCCAACAUCAUCACCAGCAGCAGCAGCAAAUAAAAAGGGCGAGGAUUGGACCCCUGCUGCCAAGUCCGGGGAGCAGUGGGGGUGGUGGAAGCAGCGUCAGUGGGCGAGUGGCGAAGGGGGGCUCGUCCUCCGUGUCGUCGACGGAAGGACAUCGCCCCUACAAACCUGGUCCGGGAAGUGUCAUUUAUCACUCUGAGGACUCGAAUGGGUCCUGCAGCAGCAGUCGGAGAGAACCCGAAGUUGUGGACGAUACAAAGGUCAACCCACCCGUUCCUGAAGGUCCAUUAUUGUGGCCGGCCUGGGUCUACUGCACGAGAUACUCUGAUAGACCUUCUUCAGGUCCCAGAUCUCGCCGCAUACGGAAAUCUCCACGUGAAAUCCCGGAAGAAAAGCGGCCGAGGACAGCUUUCACUGGAGAACAGUUGUCCAAAUUGAAGAAAGAAUUUGACGAAAAUCGCUACCUUACGGAAAAAAGGAGGCAAGAUCUCGCUCGCGACUUGAAGCUGCAUGAAAACCAGAUCAAAAUUUGGUUUCAGAAUAAGCGUGCAAAGCUGAAAAAGUCCACAGGUACCAAGAAUGGUUUAGCCAUGCAACUAAUGGCCCAAGGACUGUACAACCACUCCACCGUUCCUGUUGACGAAGAUGACGAAAUGAUGAUGGAAAUGAUGUAAUUUAUUAUGUACAUACAGCCGUAGUAGUAAAAAAAGAGUAGUAGUGUCCCUACCCUAAAAUAGCCCUCGUCUCGAGUAGUACAGAAGACAGUAUAAAACGCAGCCAACCUCCUCUCAGUCAUACUAAAUACAUAUUUAUAAUCAUUAUUGUUCACUCGUGUGCAAAUUUAUUUUUUACUUUUCAACAUUUUACUUAUUCGUCGAUAAGAAGAAGGUCGUCUCGUGAUGAAGAAGAAGAAUAAGCUCUCAGAAAUCAAUCAAUAAUGCCAAAAAUCGAGUACCGUUGUUGUCCGUUUGUGUUGCAUGCUACAAAUAAAUGUUUAAAUACUUAUGAAAAAAUACAGAAAUAGUUUGGAUAAGAUCA
Messenger RNA from Folsomia candida, 3138 nucleotides. Its product is annotated as homeobox protein Hox-A1a-like. NCBI's taxonomy places the organism in Eukaryota, Metazoa, Arthropoda, Collembola, Entomobryomorpha, Isotomidae. Gene Ontology annotation, biological process: regulation of transcription by RNA polymerase II; multicellular organism development; neuron differentiation. The record is from RefSeq and is a predicted model, not a curated record. The transcript has 6 exons. Gene Ontology annotation, cellular component: nucleus. Gene Ontology annotation, molecular function: DNA-binding transcription factor activity, RNA polymerase II-specific; RNA polymerase II cis-regulatory region sequence-specific DNA binding. The coding region runs from base 1239 to 2774 and encodes 511 amino acids.